UCCUUGGUCUAUCGCAGACGGUGCGUUUCUGUCAUUACCAAGAAACUAACUACCGUCAACAUCAUCAGCGUCUUCUUCACGCCCUAGAAUGAUUCCUCGUUUACCUAUGAUCCACCGAGGCUGGUUGUAUACUUUCUUUUGAGCAUAGUUUGCUGGAUUUAACACCGCAAAUCUUUGAUAUGGGCAAUUCAAUUACAAUUUAAUUUAUUUAGAGAAAGCCUUGCUGAAACAGAAUUAACGUUGCUCAACAGAGUGGGUGAAUAGUGAUAGUAAAAGCAGACGACGAGGUGCCUGCUUAGCACGCGCCGCACGCCCAGAAGAAGCCCAGUAAGCGUUCUACGAGGCCCAGUUCCCGCAUCCUGCUCUUCGAAGGCAGCACUCAUGGACGAAAGGUCGACCGAAGACAACCAGUCUAGCAUAGCGACCACUGAGCCGGACCCCUCGGCUAGCCCGUCUAGACAGGGCGGCCGGAAAGCCUCCGUCCGUGGGCGCAGCGUCGCCGAUGAGGCCAUUGCUACCAGGUCCAGGAAGGCCGACGCCAUUGACUCGAGCAUCUCACUCGCGUCCUCGGUAGAGCCCAGCUCCCGCGUCUCGCGCGCAGGUGCUAAGGCUCGGCCCAAGAAGCAGCCUACCAAGAAAGCAGUCGCGCCUGGGCCCACGUACCAUUCUUGUUUGAGGACCCCUAGCUUGACAGCUGGUCUGUCCGAUUCACGCGUCGCGCCUCCGUCUUCUGCCACCACGGUGGUCCAGGAGGCCACCGAGUAUCGCACGGCACGCGCAGGCAUUUCAGACGCGGCACCCCAGGAAGGAGUCGCGGCCCACUCUGCGAGCCCUCCCAACCUCGGCGGAGUCCUUGCUGCCGUUGGCUCCGCGGCCGCGGUCAGCGUCGACCCGGCCACAGCUCAGGCGACGAGCUCUCGACGCAGCUCAAAACUCGAGGGAUUCGCAACUACUGGUAGCGUCAUGAGGGGCCUAAGCAGCCCUGACGGCGCCUGUGAUCCGGUCGUAUGCAGUGUGGACAGCGGCGAAUCGGUGACGUCACCUGGAGGAAGCUCAAACUCGUCGCCGCUGUCUCCGACGAGCAGCGCAGGCGCACCUCGCAAGCUCUCGCUGUGCCCUUCGCCGGCACCUGUCGGUUCUUCCAUGGCCGACGUUUCGGCGCUGUUGCGGCUCCACAGGAAACCGACCGCCACGUCCACUCCGGGCUCACAGAGUGGUCAGUCCAGUGUGCGCCUCGAGGUGAUCCUCACGCCGAGCCCGCCGAGCCCGGAACGAAAACAGCGCGAGCAACGGCUCCCGUGCAAAUCCAGCGAGGGCGCGACGGCCAUGGAGAAACUGCGCCAACUGUCGAGUCAUCGACCCGACCGGGCCGUGAAUAAAUCCAGAAGAUUAUCGUCCAUACUUCCGGGUGUUUCGCUCCUGGCUGUCGCUAUUGUGGCCUUGAUCGCUUACUUGGUGAUGACUCGGCAUCGGAUGGACAGGAAGACGACCGACCAACACUUCUGCAUCACUGGCGGUUGCGUCGAUCACGCGGACAUCAUCGGUCUGAGCGACGACAGCAAAGGUGCGCACAAGAGCAGCCCUUGCGAGGACUUUGGCCACUUCGUCUGCUCCGUCUGGGAGACGCGUCACACAAAGAACGACGUUAACAAGCGCAUCGCGCGAAGCGUCGUGAUGGACGCCGUCAUGGACCAGAUCGUCAGCCUGGCAAAGUUCAGCAGCCAGCGACAUGCGUUAGCCAUCUCGCAAAGGCCCGCAGACAUGAUGGACGCCUGUCUCACAGACCGUCCCUCGGAUGAUGAGAAGGCCCUGAUGCAGCUCCUGGACUUCAUGCACAACACCAGCUUCGGCUUUCCCGACGAGAGCAUCGACGUAAGCAACUAUUCUCGCCCGCUGCGUGCGCUGACUGAGCUCGCUUACAAUUGGGCCCUUCCCCUUUGGUUCUAUGUCGACCUCGUCAUUCCUCGCAACAGCACAGCGGCGCACAUGACCAUCUCGCUGAGUCAUUCGUCCCUCGGAGAUCUUUAUAACAGCCUGCACGAAGCUCUCGUGACGUAUCAAGAGGUGUAUUUGUGGUACGUGGAUACGCUUGCUGCUGCUGUCUACAGAGGCACCAUAAGAGAAUCGUUCCAGCAAUUCACUCGCGGAAGCAAGCUUCUGCAGACGUACGUCUUCGCAAACCUCAGUCGCUUGUCCAGGGCAAAAUACCACUACCCAAUACUGCUGACUGUGAAAAGUUUGCCGUCUUUCGUUGUAAACACGUCUGUUGAACAUUGGCUCGAAGCCCUGAGCCCCUUAAAUCCGCCCAUCAGCGAGCAAGCUGGGGUAUACAUAACGGACAGGGAGAUGCUCGUUGUCAUGAAUGCCCUCUUUCAAGCUUAUUCGGCACGAGAUAUUUAUCUACACAUCAACUGGUGGUUUGUGCAGAUUCUCGGAGCCUUAGCGAGCAAUGACAUAUUCGAGGGAUUCAAAAGAGAUCCUGAACGUGGCGUUCGUCUUCAGCACAUAAUUUGUUCUGUUCAGGUGGCUUUUAAUUACAACGUUAUAUUGGCCAGCGAACAGCGCGCCCUCCAGGAGCCCUCGACACGCGCAAAUAUAGGAGCUGCUUUGAACAAUGUACACAGCGUCGCCGUUUCCAAAGUCAGUUCCGCCAUGGGUGCGCGCUUGGCUUUGCUUCUGGAGGAAAUGAGGCCCUCCCUCUGGCCUUCAGAACGGCACGCCAGUGAAGAGCGUCUCCUGCGGCUUUACGGAAACGCCACCACGGACAGUACGGAACAAAACUUCGUCCAGCUCUGGCUGUCCAGAGCGGCCAGCUAUCAGCAGUCGUGGGCUUCCCUGGACGAGCUCUCAUCCGACGCAUCCCUCUUUAGAGUGGACAGCUCUGGGGUGGCCUCUCACCACGUCGUACUGAAGACGGUCGCACUGUCACUUGCCGCGCUCAGGGCACCGUUCUACUACCCGGACGCCACUAGUGCCAUCGUGUACGGUGGCGUCGGUUUCAUCUACGCCACUGAGCUCGUCAACGUCCUUAACAGCCUGUCUCUGCUGCUGGACGGCCGCGAUAGCAUCGCGCCGUCCGAGGCGGGUUUCUCCCAAUCCUAUUUGUCGGCACCGUAUUCCUGCAGUGGGAUGGCCAUUCAGGACAUCUUUCCGCAUUACGUGGCUUUGGAGCUCGCGUAUGCCACGUACCGCCAGUUCCGCAGCGACGCCGAAGACAUGCCCCUCUGGAACGCCAAGGAAUACAGCCCGGAGCAGGUUUUUUUCGCCACGGUGUGCUACCUUAUGUGCGACGUGGACAACGGAGCGGACGCCUGCAGCGCGCAGAUGAGGCACUUUCCAGAGUUCGCGACUGCGUUCUCCUGUCCGCCGUGUCUCGUAGGGGAGUCGUGCGAUAUUUUGCACUAGUGUACUUCACUUUCACCGUCUACGGCGCGCGAUUCUGCUACGUGGCGGUAACACCUUUAGUUCCCGACAGUAAACAAUGGAGACCUUACAUGAAAAUGACUGAAACUGAAUUGCCCUGAAAUUCAAGCAAUAUCUCGCACGCCUCCUCUGGGAUUUUCUGACUGCGUUUUAUAACCACAGCGUCCUGACAUCGUUUCAGAGUUGAUUCGCUAGACAGGUCCAAAUCGCUGCAUUUAUUCAGUUCAACAAGCGUGGCCUCUCUAAGCAACGUUGCGUGCGAGGGCAUGAGCCACGAGAAACGUGGAAUCGAUCAGCGAUGGUAUCUGUGUUGUGAGCGUGUGUAUAGUCACAGUAGGCUAAUUGCGUGGAUUUAGCUGGUGUGUAAAAAAAAAAUAUUGUUCACCUUUUUCAAAAACAUUUGUGUGCGUGUUCAGCGAUUAGCUAACGAAACUUCCUCGCCACCUCUCCAAGCACACCAAGAGGACAUGAGGUCAUUUGCGUAUGAUUAGUGACCUGAAGUGCUUGCGCCGUUUUCCUAUAUGUGCCGAAUACAUAUGGCGAUGUCGCGCGUCAAUGCAAACAUUGGUGUGUCGCCACGUCACUCAUUGUGCAUAUGUUUGGCUUCAUAAAGUCGCCGUAAUGAAAUAAAAUUUAAAAAUCGAAGCUGAUCGCG
Molecule: messenger RNA, 4078 nt
Organism: Dermacentor andersoni
Lineage: Eukaryota; Metazoa; Arthropoda; Arachnida; Ixodida; Ixodidae
Biological process (GO): protein processing
Cellular component (GO): plasma membrane
Molecular function (GO): metalloendopeptidase activity
Source: RefSeq, a predicted model, not a curated record